CAGCACCGACGGCUUCGAGAGCCCAAAUUAAUAUUCCUGUCCUGAAGUCAUCAUUAGGAUCUGGCACUUGAGUCAUCGCAUGUCUUCAAUGGUUGUUCCCGUGAGAAUACCAGACGGACCCUUGUACCUGGACAUGGACGGCUUUCGUCUGAAUUCGUGCUUCACCUCUGAGGUGUUCCGGAAAGCGGUCAACUACAAGCCGAAGCCAGGCGAUAAAUUCGUCGCGUCUUAUCCUAAGACUGGUACCACGUGGGCGCAGCAAAUAGUGUAUCUCAUUUUCCACGAUGGGGUGCCCCCAAAUACCCCGCUGGAAUUUCACAAAAACAGCCCUUUCAUCGACUUGUUCGGUUUCGGUGACGCCAACCAAAAUGCAAAGUCAAGAUUGUUCAAAACGCAUUUACCUUUCAAUCUCGUACCCAAGAGUUCUGAGGCAAAGUACAUCUACAUGUGCAGAAACCCAAAAGACACCUGCGUUUCUUACUUUUACCACACACGUCGUUUUUCUUGUUAUGAUUUCCGGAAUGGCAAGUUUGAAGUGUUCUUCGACGUUUUCAUGAAUGGAGACACCGAUUACGGUGACUACUUCGAUCACGUUUUGUCCUGGUACGAACACCGUAACGACGCAAACAUAUUGUUCAUUAACUAUGAGGAGAUGAAACAUGACCCAAAGACGUUUGUACUUAAGAUUGCAGGAUUCCUGAGCGAAAAGCACCACCAGCUUCUUCUUCAGAAUGAGAAAAUUAUUGAAAACGUCCUUCAGUAUAGCGGGAUACAGUUCAUGAAGGAAGAAGCGAAAGAUCUUUUUGAGAAUUUGUAUGAAGAACCCUCGGAUGAAUCUGCUCCGCGUUUCAUCAGGAAGGGCGCUGUAGGAGACUGGAAAGGCUACCUCAACGAUGAGAUGAACGCGAGGAUGGAACAGAAAAUUUCGGAGAAGUUUUCUGAUACGGAUAUUAUUGAUGUCUGGAGAAAGUACGGCAUCGUGUGA
Messenger RNA from Ixodes scapularis (black-legged tick), 985 nucleotides. RefSeq names its product sulfotransferase 1C4-like. The transcript is spliced from 2 exons. Gene Ontology annotation, biological process: sulfation. The record is from RefSeq and is a predicted model, not a curated record. The coding region runs from base 80 to 985 and encodes 301 amino acids. Gene Ontology annotation, cellular component: cytoplasm. Gene Ontology annotation, molecular function: sulfotransferase activity. NCBI's taxonomy places the organism in Eukaryota, Metazoa, Arthropoda, Arachnida, Ixodida, Ixodidae.